Molecule: messenger RNA, 722 nt
Organism: Macroventuria anomochaeta
Lineage: Eukaryota; Fungi; Ascomycota; Dothideomycetes; Pleosporales; Didymellaceae
Exons: 1
Molecular function (GO): protein binding
Source: RefSeq, a predicted model, not a curated record
AAACGCAAAGCCGCUGGCGAACCCAUCUACAUCGCCCCGCCUGCUCGCAAAGCCCGGCGCGGCAGACAAGCCACUCGUAUCACCGAGUUACCUGAUGAGCUCCUUCAGGAGGUAUUCAGCUACAUUGUCUACUCGAACACUUGGCUACAAACUUACCAUUCACUCUGUCUCGUCAAUCGACGCAUGAAUGCGCUGGCGACACCUGCCCUCUACGCAUAUUUUCGAUUCGAUUGGAAUCCAAAACCGUCAUUCUCGCUUUUCUUGACAAGCCUACAGGCACCUGCUUUUACCCUGCACGCCAAAGAUCUCCGAUGGAUCCUUAGACCAAACCAGGUGUCCCUGGAUGAUAAGGCAGCGAUGGCUGGGAUGAGGAAAGCCUAGAGGAUCCCAGGGUGCCAAAGCUGGCUGGCGGCCAUGAAGCAGGGCCACCACAAGGUCUACCUCGCAGUUGCGCUCUGUCUGAUGCCGAAGAUCGCAGGCUUCGACUAUCAGCCCGACGAUCACCCUCUCAUCGAUGUUGUCCAACCACCUGCACACCUGGAACUACUGCUAUCUGCCGCACGGGGCAUUUCACAUGGGACGACCCAUAUUCUCAGUCACCUUUCGUACCUAAAAUUGACAUCAAUGCCGAAAAUGCGAGUCGCAUUUCGGCGCUUUUCGUCUGCCUUCCUCACGCUAUCUCGAAUUGGAAUGUUCCUGUGGCGACGUGGAUGAGUUCGGAC